AUGUCCUUCAGCGGCGCGGUGAAGAUCGCCCCAGACGCCCUGAGUGACUACAUCGCCCCCUCCCAGGACUGCGUCGUCGCGCUCGACGGUGGCCGCGUGCGAAUCGACGACCUCGGCGACGCCGGUGAGGUCGCGGUUCGUUCGCGUCGCUCGGCGCCGGAGACGCGCGCGCCGACCGGGGAGGCGGUCAAAGUGACUUUGAGUGAUUGCUUGGCGUGCUCGGGGUGCGUGACGAGCGCGGAGAGCGUUUUGUUGGAGCAGCAGAGCGUGGAUGAGUUUUUGAGCGUUCGGAAGCGUUUGCGUUCGAUGGGUCGCGGUAUUGUCGAUUGGAAUCUCGGAGUCAUCGUCGUGAGCGUGAGUCCGCAGUCACUGUGCAGCCUAGGUAAGGUGUACGGUUUGGAUAAGCAGGAUACGUGGACGAAGUUUUCGGGGCUUAUGAGGGAUAUGGGUGCGUACAAGGUCUAUGACAUCUCGGGCGCUCGCGACUUGGCGCUGGUAGAGACGUAUGCGGAGUUCGUCGAAAGAGCGAACGGGGGGGCGCCGACUCCACUCUUGGCGAGUGCGUGUCCAGGAUGGGUGUGUUACGCCGAAAAGACGCACGGUGAGCUGGCGAUUCCGCACAUGGCGACGACGAAGAGUCCGCAGCAAAUCAUGGGGACGUUUGUUAAGAGCGCAGUCGCGCGCGACCUCGGAGUGUCUCCCGAUCGUGUGUACCACGUGAGCGUGAUGCCUUGCUAUGACAAAAAGCUCGAGGCGAGUCGAGACGACUUCAUGCGUGGAGGUGUCAAGGACGUCGAUCUCGUGCUAACGACUGGCGAAGUAGUGGUUCUGCUCGAAAAGGCAGGUCUGCAUCAUUUGCGUGAAGCACCAAAUUACGCGUACGAUUUGAUGUGUGACGGAUUCAGGGUUCCGCCAGAGAGUGAAAUCGCGGCUCACUUCGUCUCUGGAUCUGGUGGAUACGCCGAAUACGUGUUUCGUCGCGCAGCUGCGGAGAUUUUUAAUACUCCCAUAAUGGGCGCCAUCGAGUGGGUUCAGUUGCGUAACAUGGACAUGCGAGAGGCGACACUUACAGUUAACAACGAAGUUGUGCUGCGCGUCGCCGUCGCCUACGGCUUUAGAAAUAUCCAGAACCUGGUUCGCAGUCUUAAGAUGAAGAAGUGUAAACAUCACUUCGUUGAAAUCAUGGCAUGUCCUUCGGGCUGCUUGAAUGGUGGUGGUCAGCUUCCGGCUCCCGAGGGGAUGUCUAACAAGGAGCUAGUCGAUGCGUUGGACGAACAUUACAGAAUCGUGGAGCGUGAAAGAAAUAGGGUAGAUGUGGACUUCCUGUAUCGCGCUUGGAUCGGUGGUGCUCCAGGAUCUCAACCAGCGCGAGAGAUACUUCGGACACAAUAUCACAUUAGAGACAAAACACCCGUCGGAAUGAUUCAGCUUGGAAAUAAUUGGUAG
Ostreococcus tauri is the source of this 1446-nucleotide messenger RNA. RefSeq names its product Iron hydrogenase. The coding region runs from base 1 to 1446 and encodes 481 amino acids. The record is from RefSeq and is a predicted model, not a curated record. The transcript has a single exon. Gene Ontology annotation, molecular function: 4 iron, 4 sulfur cluster binding. Lineage: Eukaryota; Viridiplantae; Chlorophyta; Mamiellophyceae; Mamiellales; Bathycoccaceae.